UCAGUUAACCCCCCUCGUCCUAUUAAGGUGCUUGCCACAUACGGACUGAGACAUACACAUUGAAAUAUGAGAUCCUAUUAGUCCAUUAGACCAUCCAUCCCGCAUCUCUCUCCCAACCUCUCCAGCUCACGAUCAAGCCAAUGAUCUCUUAUCCAUUCACACAUGUAGCUCUGGACCCUAGAACAUAGUUCAUGCUUCCUUAUUAGCAAUCUUAACCCUACAUAUGAUCUAUCUUAGAAUACCACCCACCUUCCCCUCUCUCUAGCUACCCGCACACGUUUAGAUGAAAUCUAUCCCGACAGCGUAAACUGUUAGUCGCUAAUAUUUUUUCGGGGCUUCUAGCAAUGGAACUGCCAAUGCUCGUAUAGUAGUAGUAUCGUGCCGGUUUUUCGGCCUUGUCUACUCAUAACACUAUGGGGAAUUCACCUUCCGCUGAAGCGUCACGGAAGGGUCAACGGACAGCUCAGAAGUUGUCUAAACCUAAGACAGGCAAUCCUACCGCAGCUGGCCUGUUGAGUACUACUGGCCUUUCGAGUUCCAUACGUCCUUCACCCGGAGCGAGACGCCUUUCACUUCCCUAUGCUCCCUCACCCACGACGGCAUCUCCUGCGAUUUCCGAGGCGGUUCCCACGGUUCCCGCGGUUCCAGAGGUUACAGAGGUUACAGAAAAUACAGAAAAGGUGUCGGCAGAAAAGAAAGGGCUAGAGUUGGGCUCUCGUAUAUCAAGAAAGCUUUUCCGUUCCAACACAUUUAGAGAAUUCACUAGUCGCCGGAAAAGAAGCGAAAGCGUCGAUGUGCCGAGUUCUCAGCAAGAACGUUGGUCUAGUACGACAAGUUCGCUAAGAAAUGGGCCCGAGGAUGGAUAUGGCUAUAACCAAGCUCCCAUUCAAGGGAGCUUGUCGAUGAACGUAUCGCGAACGUCGUCUCAUUAUGAUCUUGGAUCAUACGAAGCCAAACGAUUAUUAAAUCUCGUCGAAGCACCGUCCUACGAAACCAACUCCGUAGUUUCGGGGGGCCAUAUGUACAUAUCAGAAUCGGUUCACGGCGAUUUUAGAGGUCGACGACCAUCAAUUCCCGAGACUACUCCAGAAAUGACUAGGGCUAAUUCUGAGAUAUCUUUGUAUACGCCGAUGCGAAGAAAGUCUUUGAUGACCCCAGGCAUUGCUACCCGCGAGAUACCGACGGAUCCAGGUCCUUCAAGGCCGAGGGUGAGGCACAGUCUCCCCUCUACUCCGGCGCGUCGGGGUUCUGUGGAGUCAUUGUGCGACGAGGCGGCUCGCUUUCCUCCUCUAUCAAUUGACCCGAGUCUAAUACCCCGCGCUCUCACUCCCUGUGAAGCAGAAUAUAAGCAAACGGGCGCUUUUAAGCUCGGCACCCUGCGAAUUACAAAUGGCAGUCCAGCACGCAGUCCAGCUCGCAAUCCCGAUGAAGAUAUGAAAUUCAUGAGCUCUGAAAUGCCGUUGGUGGGUGAACCGACGGUCGAUUACUUUGAACCAAAGAAAUUAUCGCCAACUAGCAACAUAAAACCAGAUAUUUCGAACAUAACCUUGAAGAAAGCUGAUGCUCAAGAUACCAAUGGCUCUCCAGGCCCGUCCCGAAGUUCUCUUCCCGAUGCACUGGUGUCUCCGAGUUUCAUUGAAUCUCAGGAGCCUACCUACUUUCUACCCGAGCGUCAAUCCAGUCCGCCAUCACAUGAUGAACAGCUAGAAAUCCCUCAGGUGCAAGUAACAAGCAAGCAUACAGCUAUGGAAGAUGAGCUGUUCGAGGAUGAUCAAAAUGAGUAUUCAUCUAUCGAAAUUUUAGAUGUGCGGGUAGAUACAAACGCGAAAUCUUUACCUCGUCCGAAAUUGACAUCCGAAAAGAGAGGUUCGAGAGAAGUCAUUAGAGCAGAUAGCGGUAUUGCAAGCCCAGCGUCAGAAUACUCACAUGCGCCUUUGUCUAAGGCAGACUCGGGCUACAGCUCUAGUAUUUCUCUCCGCUCAUUCUCUUCAAAACCAUCGGCUCUUGAAAAGGACCGUUCUUCGGAGAAGGAGGUUGAAACCCUGAACAAUUCCAAUAUGAAACAAGGCGAAGAUGUUGGAGAACUAAAGGCUGUAACUCCUACGGCUGUGAUAGUUACUACCGUCGUUCCCAAGCUACCUGUCGACGAAACUGCUCCUCCACCUGUUCCUGUGAAAGAUCCACAUCUUUUAGCUCUCGCUAGCCCCAGAGGAACCAGUGGCAUGUUACCUUCCGCCCAGAAAAGCCCUACGUCACCAGUUAUAUCGAAGCACAGCCGAGCGCAGGAAAGAAUUAUAUCACCAAGUUAUACCCAAAUUCAAGCCAGUCGCAAUUUGAAAAUACACCGAGCAAAUUUGCAUAGUUCGAGCACGUCUAACUCUUCUUUAAGAAUUGGUACUGGUAUACGCAAACCUGGUAAAUUUCAGAGAUUUUUAAGUGGAAGUCGAGCACCGCUCACUGCUCAUAGCACGCAUCCUACUGAGUACGCAAGCGUGCCUGCUGUCUCUAAGGACUUGCAAGUGAGACUUCAGACUCACACAGGAUCGAUGCCAAUGUCGUUACGGAGACUCACUUUAAAGUCUGCGGCUAGCAAGGAAACGCUCGGGACCAUUCUCAGCGUGGGAAGCGCGGAACUUCUUCAGGAUGAUGAUAUGUCUCCAAAAAGCUCGAGUGGUCAACUAUGGACUUCGGAUCGAAUUCAAAGAAAGCCGAUUUCAAUGAGAUCGUCAAUAUCACACUCUACCUCAAUAACCGCGAAAAAACCGAUUCCUCGGAAGCCUGUACCUAUUCGAACCAAUGAUUAUGCCUUGGCCGGGGAGGUUGAUAAGUCUCCGAAAGACGUUGAUGAAAGCUCUGGAGAGAAAAAUAUAGUUGGAACUAUCCCAGCUCAUGUCACCGGCGGGGAUAUAGAGACCGAUGAUUCUAACCAACUUGUUAUGGAAGACAACCAAACAAGAUUUUCUGUACCUGUUCCUCGACUGGCAAAAUCAAACGCUACAGCAAGCCACGUGGAAAAGGAUUUAGAGACUAAUUCUAUCGGUACCGAACGUGUUUACGAAUUUGCUCGAGGCGAAUCGCACUCACUCACAUCCCUUGAAAUCCCAACAGUUGUGUCGAAUAUCAAGUUCUCUAAAAGCCCCCCUCCUGUAAGUAUGAGGACCCGGAAUAUGAAAUCUCGACGUUUCUCCGCACCUAUUAGACCCCAGUCAACUCCACCUGAGAUGAGGUGGCCAGGACGAUUCUCGUAUCCUCGCAGGGAAAGCCAAGAAGGCAAUGGAAGAGCUCCCGAAUCUAUUGGUACUUUUACGUCUGAUCAUACUGGCAUACCUAGGAGUUACAGCCAGGAUGACUUUCGUACUUUUAAUCCAGCACAAUAUGGCAGAGAGUCUUCUUCUAUAUCCAUAGCGACGAACCUCCGAACCAUGAGCUUGAGAUCCGAUGUUAGAAAGAUCCAAGUGCCAAAUUGGAACGUUCAAGCAGAUCACGGACCCACCCUCUCCCGACCGUCGUCGUCCGAUCAUAUCCGCCGAGGUUCACUCGGUAGUCAGUCUAGUCAGCAAGGCUCAGCAACCAUAGAGCCCAGUUUCUUUCAGCAGAACCAAUAUUUACAUCCUAACCCGCCAUCAUUACAUCGUCGGUCCAGUUAUGACGAGUAUAACCUUUUACCUCACGAUAACUACGUUCGAGAUAAUGGCCCCUAUCCAUCAAUGCCUCGCAAUGGACGAGCAUUUGUUUCCGACCCACGCAGUGGUCGAUCGAUGUCGAUGCCGCAGCAGUGGGAUCAAAAACUUGAUCAGCCUGCCCGUUACCCUCCCUACGCUUCCCAUCAUCAACGACAUCGGAGCUUGGACCAAUACGGGAAUCCUAUGCCUUACCGAGUUCUCCAUUCUUAUAAUUCCCCUGCCUACCGCAACGUCCCAAUCUGGAGAUGAAUUGCAUAUUCAUCUGUCAUAUGAGGAACUUCCCUCAACUUCUCCUAUAACUCUGUAUGAGACGUUUGUCUCCUUCGAUAUUUUCGAACUUUGCUCGUGAUAUCCUGCAUCUUCGGCGUUUUGAUUUGUGGCCAUACACACCGGGUCAUUCCAAGGUAAAACAGUUUUUGACAUUUCAAUCAUUAUUAAAAAGCAUUUCCUUGGUCACUCAGAAGGAUGAACUGGUUUAGGGGAGAGAUCUGCGGCACUUUGAGACGAUGUUGACUUUGAUUCUGGAUGAUGGCGGAUAGCAUUUUAUGACACUAGACAACAGUCACGACUAAGGUUACGGGGAUUUGCUUCUUACAGAUGGAAAAUGAUACCACUUAUUUGAUGGACGUACACUUUAUACCCAUACCCAUUCGGAAACAAGGCUGCUUUUUUUUUCUGUCUGGACGGCAUGAUUGCACAAGCAUACGACUAGCUGUUGCUAGAACUGUGUACAUAUAGCAUAGCAACGAGGAACAUAUCAAAUGCAAGAUGAUUAUGCAAGUACUUAGCCGGUUGAGAGGUCAUGGUCUAGCGUCGUAGAUUGUCAUGGGGACGUUGAUUGUGUGAAGUUGACGAGGUUUAAGUGAUAGGGCUAGUUUCAUCGACAGAGCGCGGCUAAAUGAAGAGAUAUAGUAAGUAGGUGGGUAGGUAGGUGAACG
Molecule: messenger RNA, 4621 nt
Organism: Annulohypoxylon maeteangense
Lineage: Eukaryota; Fungi; Ascomycota; Sordariomycetes; Xylariales; Hypoxylaceae
Exons: 2
Coding region: 414-3932 (1172 amino acids)
Source: RefSeq, a predicted model, not a curated record